This is a messenger RNA of Aureobasidium musti, 1077 nucleotides long. The record is from the annotation of a GenBank genome assembly. Lineage: Eukaryota; Fungi; Ascomycota; Dothideomycetes; Dothideales; Saccotheciaceae.
AUGGCACCAAUCAAGACCAUCGAGUACUUCCGGGUCAAGCCCCGCUGGUUGUUCGUCAAGAUAGUCGAUACAGAAGGCUUCAGUGGAUGGGGCGAGGCAACGCUCGAAGGUCAUACUAAAGCCGUAGAAGGCACCUUAGAUGGCUACAUCGACCGCUUUGUAGGGCUUGAAGCAGAAGAUAUCGAGCAUAUCUGGCAGCUUGCUUGGCGGCAAAGCUUCUAUCGCGGUGGCCCGGUAUUCAUGAGUGCACUCGCAGGCAUCGAUAUCGCACUCUGGGAUCUCAAAGCUCGAAAACUCGGUGUGCCGAUUCAUCAACUACUUGGCGGCAAAGUCAGACAAAAGGUACAAGUGUAUGCUUGGAUUGGAGGUGAUCGACCUUCGGAUGUUGCUGAAGCUGGCAAAGGAAGACUUGCUCAAGGCUUCCGUGCUGUCAAGAUGAAUGCUACCGAAGAUGUUGGUUGGUUGGAUUCACCGUCGAAGUUGGAUUCUGCUGUUGAGAGGGUCAAGACUGUUAAGAGUUUGAGUUUGGAUGUUGCUUUGGAUUUUCAUGGGAGGCUGCACAAGGCCAUGGCGAAGCAGUUGGCCCGAUGGGACUUCAAGAGAUACUUAGAAGUAGAUGUCCUCCAGCCCGAUAUCUCACACUGUGGAGGUAUCUCUGAGAUGAGGAGGAUCGCGGCUAUGGCGGAGACCUAUGAUGGUGAGUUAUCUCUUUUCUCUAGUUCGUCGCAAGCAAGUCAUAUUGACGAAACACANGUUGCCAUUGCACCGCAUUGUCCACUGGGACCCAUUGCUCUUGCAGCAUGUUUGCAGAUUGGUCUUUGCACACCCAACCACAUGAUUCAAGAAAUGUCUGUUGGCAUGCACUACAAUACUGAGGCUGGUGAACAUGAUAUCCACAGCUACGUACUCNNCAACUCGGAGAUCUUUAAGGUUAAGGAUGGAUACUUGGAUGCCUUCACUGGACCAGGCUUGGGAAUUGAGGUUGAUGAGGAGGCGGUGAGAAGAGUGGCCGAGAACACACAGCCCUGGUUGCUGCAAGGAUUUGUCGGUGUUGAUGGUGGUUUGAGAGAGUGGUGA